CAUAAACACCACGACGAACAAUUCUAUUUUUUUAUGAGAUGACCUAUCCAUCUCUGAAACUCAUUCUCGAAAUUUUCAUGUCAUUUGAACUAGUCAACGCUGCACAGUUCUUGAAUUGAACUCCCACGUGAUACAGUCUCAAAUGCAUGUGACCUGACAGGAUUCGCGCGAUCAGUGAUCUGAUUCUUUGCGGCACUUCGACUUCUUGUCUUCGACGCACCUUCUGCACCCCCUGACUAUUGCCCAAGUCCACCUCCGAGUUAAAUCCGUGAUAGGAUUCUCGCAAGGACAUCACCUCUGCACGGCCCCUUUGCGCUACUCGCUAGUGAAGAGCAUCGAAGCUUGUGCACCUCCUCCUGAUCGAUUCCAGGUUCGACAGAGUGAAAGGCUCGAACCCCGAAGCCCCUCCUCCAGACGCGUCGAUCUAUCACCGUGCCCUUCGAAUCUCAGACAGAGCGCGAAUCAUGCACGGGAUCAGGUGAUAGAAGAGCCAGCCAGGAGCGUAUGGGUGGUGUCAUCGCUCCCCGGGCGUACCUGGUAAAACUAGCGCUCCAGCUUCUCUCAUACUCACCUCCCGCCCCACCCUACCAUGAAAUUCCAAGCCCUCUUGGGCACCGCGCUCCUCGCCGCCGCCGGCGCGAGCGCCAAAACACACACGCAGACCCACAGCACCUUCGCGGACCUCUCCGCCGCGUUCCCAAACCUCUCCGCGCGCGCACGCACGCCGUUGGUCGCGUUCGACAACUACAGCCUCUCGCUCGCGGGGCAGCGCGUGUUCCUGCACUCGGGCGAGUUCCACACGUUCCGCCUGCCGGUGCCGUCCCUGUGGCCGGACAUCCUCCAGAAGGCCAAGGCCGCGGGGCUGAACGGGAUCAGCGUGUACACGCACAUGGGCGCGAUCAACCCUGCCCCGGGCGUCGUCGACUUUAAUGACUGGCGCGCGCUGCAACCGCUGUACGAAGCGGCCAUGGAGGCGGGGAUCUGGGUCGUCCUGCGGCCCGGCCCGUACAUCAACGCGGAGACGACUGCUGGUGGCAUCGCCCACUGGAUCACGACUCAAGUCGCGGGUCAGCUGCGCACGAGUGCGGCUGAUUGGGAGGCUGCGUGGCAGGCUUACAUCGCGGGGAUCAUCAACCAGACGGAGCCGUUCCAGAUCAGCCACGGCGGACCGGUCAUUGCUGUACAAAUCGAUAACGAGUAUCAACAGCGGUCGACUACUUCGCCGUAUUACACGCUCCUCGAGGAAACGUACAGGAAUGCUUCGAUUGAUGUGCCGCUGACGUACAACGACGCCGGAGAGCGAUCCAACUUUAUCAAUGGCUCGGGCGCAGUCGAUCUAUACGGAUUGGAUGCGUAUCCGCAGCUGUUCGACUGCGCGCAUCCAACGAAAUGGAAUCCGGUGGUGACGAACUACCUGUCCUACCACGAACGUGUCAACCCAGCCCAGCCGUUCUACUUCCCCGAAUUCCAGGGCGGCUCGUUCGAUGCAUGGGGCCCGGGUGCACCCGGCUACCCCGCCUGCGCCCAGCUCACAGGCCCCGAGUUCCAGUCGGUGUUCAACAGGCAACUGUGGGCGAGUAAUGUGAAGCUGUUGAGCUACUACAUGUUGCACGGCGGUACGAACUGGGGCGCAUUCCCCUUCCAUGGGGUGUACACCUCGUAUGACUACGGCGCAUCGAUCGCGGAGAACCGCGCGAUCUCGACGAAAUUUAGCGAGCUCAAGCUGCAGGGCAUCUUCCUGCGCAGCUCGCCGGCGUUCUACAAGACCAACUUCAUCGGCGAUACGAGCGCAGGCGGCGCGCUCCCGAACACGACGAACGUCGCUGCCUUCGUCAGUCUGUUGACAAAUCCCGAUACCAAGACCGGGUUUUACGUGCUCAGGCAGACGGACGGGACGUCCACCGCGAUAACGAAUUUCAACAUGACAAUCGCAACCUCGCUGUCGCCGACAUUGAACAUCCCGCUCGUGACCCCAACGCUAACGAUCUCUGGGCGCGAGUCGAAGCUGAUCCUGACCAACUACGCAUUCGGAGGCUCGACGGUGGACUACACGACCGCGCAGGUGUUCUUCGCGGGCAAGAUCGGCACGCGCGACGUGCUGUUCCUCUACGGCCAGCCGACCGAGUCGCACGAGCUCAGGCUCGCGCUGACGGGCACACCGAACACCGCGCACCAGUCGGCGCAGGUCUCGCGAACGAGCAGCGUCAGCGGGACGACCAUCCUCGGCAUCAAUGCCGGACUCACGGGCCUUUCGACGCUGUACGACUCGUCCACGCAGCUCGUGCUAUACGCGGACUACACCACCGCCGCGACGUUCUGGGCGCCUGUCAUUUCGUCGGGCGGCCAGUUCGGCAAUUUCUGGAGCAUCGGGUCGAACAGCACCCUGCUCGUCGGCGGACCGUACCUCGUCCGCACGGCGGCUAUCUCCGGCAGCACACUCGCCCUCGUCGGCGACCUCAACGCCACGAGUAGCAGCAGCAGCAGCACUGUUCCCCUCAGCCUCAUCGUGCCUCCCAGCAUCAAGUCCAUCACGUGGAACGGCGCCGCAGUGGCCGUGCAGGCGGGGAUCUCGACCGUCGGGGGGUGGACAGGCACGGUGGGCCCACGCACGGCCGCGACGCAGGUGAAGAUCCCGGCGCUGACGGGGUGGCGGUACGCGGACUCGCUCCCGGAGGUGCAGUCUGGAUUCAGCGAUGCGGGUUGGGUGACAGCGAACCACACGAGCACGAACAUCCCGUUCCCCAUGUAUUACGGCGACGGAAGGGUGCUGUAUGGGUGUGAUUAUGGCUUCUGCGAGAAUAUCGUGCUGUGGCGCGGGCAUUUCAACGCAGCGACAUCCCCACCGGCCAGUGUCAAUCUCUCGAUCAACGGAGGCGAGGCGGCAGCAUUCGCGGCGAGUGUGUGGCUGAACGAUGUUUUCCUCGGGACGUCCUUCGGAAACUCCUCCAACAACCGCCAUAUCCUCGAGGAAACGGACGACAAGUUCACUUUCCCCGCCGGUUCGGUCAAGACGGGCGACAACGUGAUCACGAUUGUCCAAGACAACAUGGGACUGAACGAAACCAUCAACGGCAACGCGAACACGUGCAAAUCGCCGCGCGGCGUCCGCGGCUUCGCGCUCACCCCGAACACGACGUCCUUCGGGAGCUGGAAGGUGCAGGGCAAGGUCGGCGGGUACCUCGGCUUCCCGGACAAGACGCGCGGCAUCAUGAACGAGGGCGGGCUCUUCGGCGAGCGCGCCGGGUGGCACCUCCCCGGCUUCGAUACGUCGGCCUGGGUCAAACGGGAUCUGCUACAGGGCCUGCCGGGCGGCGGCGCAGGCGUCGGGUUCUUCGUCACGGAGCUCGACCUCGCGAUCCCCGCCGGCACGGACGUGUUCCUCAGCUUCACGUUCGAGGAGCCGCUCGGCCAGGCGUACCGCGCGUAUCUGUUCGUGAACGGGUGGAUGAUGGGCAAACGCGUCGCGAAUCUCGGCCCGCAGGCCAAGUUCCCUGUGCACCAGGGCAUUUUGAACUUCUCGGGCAAGAACACGGUCGCCGUCGCGCUGUGGUCGAUGUCGAGCGCGCCCGUCACGCCGAACCUCCAGCUCGUGGUGGACGGCGUCCUUGAUGGCGGCGUCCCGGGCGGCGUCACUGUCAAUAAUCCCGCGUUCUCGAGUGCGGGCAGAGUCUGAACGAAUAUGUACAAGCUGUAGUUGAAAAAAUACUCGAGAUUGAACUGUGGAGUUGCACGUGCAAGAAUGAUGUCCGUAUCAUUUAUUGAUCGUGAUCGCGUGAUCUCCGGCCUACUCUAUGCAGGUGAUGUAAUGUGGCUGUGACCGGCCAUCAAAUUCUAUCGCAGGCCCCUGAUUGUGCCAAAUCAGGCCAGCGCCAAAACUUUCGCCAUCAACCAGCCAAGUUCUGUGCUGCAAAGUUUUGGCUCGGAAUGUUUUUCCGGCACUGCGCUAGCCGCUAUAUUUCAUUCUUACCAUGAACCUGCUGAAUUUCACUAUGUUUCU
Mycena citricolor is the source of this 3997-nucleotide messenger RNA. Lineage: Eukaryota; Fungi; Basidiomycota; Agaricomycetes; Agaricales; Mycenaceae. The record is from the annotation of a GenBank genome assembly.